UCUAUAUCUCUCUCUCUCUUCGCUUCUAUUUCUGUUUUUCCCCUCGCAUGUUCGACAGAUUUCGCUCCGCAUGGCGCCUAAAGUGUUUAUGGUGGCAGAGAAGCCGAGCAUCGCCCUCUCCAUCGCCUCCGUUCUUUCCGCCGGCCGGAUGUCGACGAGGAAGGGCAGUACUGAUGUGCACGAGUUCGACGGAAUGUUCCGGGGAGCACAUUCGCACUUCAAAGUAACAUCUGUCAUCGGACAUGUCUUCAGCGUGGAUUUUCCACCUGCGUAUCAGAACUGGGAAGUGACUGAUCCUAUGGACCUUUUCGAGGCGCCGGUUCUGAAGUCGGAAUGUAACCCAAAGGCUCAUAUCCGUAGGCAUCUAUCGCUAGAAGCUCGAGGUUGCACCUACUUAGUACUAUGGUUGGAUUGCGAUCGGGAAGGAGAAAAUAUAUGCUAUGAAGUUAUCGAAUGCAGUGGAAUCCAUGAGACCGAGGCUGGAAGAAGAAUUUUUCGUGCUAAAUUUUCAUCUGUCACUGAGAAAGACAUAUGCAAUGCAAUGGACAAUCUUCUUGUGCCCAACAAAGAUGAGGCACUAUCUGUUGAUGCACGCCAAGAAAUUGACUUGAAGGUAGGAGUCGCAUUUACUCGAUUUCAGACCCGCUAUUUUCAAGGAAAGUACGGGAACCUUGACUCGAGAGUUAUCUCCUAUGGCCCAUGUCAAACUCCCACUCUUGGAUUUUGUGUUCAACGCGCCAUGCAAAUUACAACAUUCAAACCAGAAAAGUUCUGGUCCUUGAAUCCUUUUAUCAUGAAAGAUGGUUACGAGGUACAAUUGGAUUGGGACCGCAGGAAAGUUUUUGAUUCUGAAGUCGCCACGAUGUUCCAAAAGAUGGUGACUGAUGAUGGCACUCUAAAAGUAACUGAUAUAUCGACAAAAGAAGAGUGCAAACCUCGCCCUUCUGGUCUUAAUACAGUUAACAUGCUUAAGGUUGCAUCAAGUGCACUAGGACUCGGUCCUCAAAUGGCUAUGCAGUUGGCAGAGCGACUAUAUACUCAAGGAUUUAUUAGCUAUCCACGCACAGAGAGCACUACAUAUCCUGCAUCAUUUGAUUUUACGAGUGCUCUAAGUAUUCAACAAAACCAUCCUAUUUGGGGCAACUACGUAAAAGCACUGCUAGCUGAUGGGUACCAUAAGCCGCGGCAGGGACAUGAUGCGGGGGACCAUCCUCCCAUUACUCCAAUGCGCUCAGCAACAGAAGAUACGUUGGGAAAUGAUGCUUGGAGACUGUACCAGUUCAUUUGCCAACAUUUUAUUGGUUCUGUGAGCCCUGAUUGCCGGUAUAUGAGGACUGCAAUAGAAUUCACAGCAGGUGGAGAGGUAUUUCACUGUACGGGACACCAUGUUACUGCUAAAGGCUUUACAUCUAUCAUGCCAUGGAUGUCAGUUAGUGAGAAGAGUCUUCCUCAAUUUAAGCAGGGUGAGAAGAUAAAAAUUCUUAAGGUUGACCUAUAUGAGGGUAGCACCACACCUCCAGAUUACCUUAGUGAGAGUGAACUGAUUUCUCUCAUGGAAAAGAAUGGUAUAGGGACAGAUGCUUCCAUUCCUGUUCACAUAAACAAUAUCUGCGAGCGCAACUAUGUUCAGGUUAACUCCGGAAGAAGAUUAGUUCCAACAGCAUUAGGAACUACCUUAAUAAAAGGAUAUCAAUGCAUUGAUGCCGACCUAUGUUUGCCAGACAUCCGCAGUUUUAUUGAGCAGCAAAUCACCUUGAUUGCAAAAGGAGAAGCAGAUCAUGUUCAUGUAGUGCAACAUGUUCUUCAGCAAUUUAUGAAUAAGUACUCAUAUUUUGUUAAAAUGAUUGAAAACAUGGAUGCGCUCUUUGAAGCACAGUUCUCACCUUUAGCAGACUCGGGGCGUCUACUGAGCAAGUGCGGAAAAUGUACUAGAUACAUGAAAUAUAUUUCCACCCAACCAACAAGGUUAUAUUGCACAACUUGUGAGGAGGUGUAUAACCUCCCUCAGAAUGGCACCAUCAAGCUUUACAAAGAGCUUGCUUGCCCUCUCGAUGGCUUUGAACUGCUUCUCUUCUCGAUGGCUGGGCCUGAUGGGAAAUCGUUCCCGCUUUGCCCCUUCUGCUACAAUUCUCCCCCGUUUGAAGGGAUCGACAAGCUCUUCAGUGCGCUUAAACUUGAAAGGAAUCCAGGCAAGGUCGGAAAGGGGGCUGGUAUGCCAUGCUUCCUUUGCCCACACCCAACAUGUCGUCACUCUAUGAUAACUCAAGGAGUAUGCGCCUGCCCUGAGUGUAGCGGAACUCUAAUUCUUGACCCUGUAAGCGCGCCUAAAUGGAGGUUAUACUGCAACAUGUGCAAUUGUCUCGUCUCACUUCCACAGGGGGCUCAUCGAAUCUCCACUACGAGCGAAAAGUGCUCAAAUUGCGAGUCAACUAUAAUUGAGGUCGACUUCAACAAGAAGACAACGCCGCUUCAAGACGGUGCGACUUUGCACAAGGGGUGCAUCUUGUGCGACGAGUUGUUGCACUCACUUAUUGAGAUGAAGCACGGAAAGUCGUUCUCUAUGAGGCGCGGAAGAGGUGGUAGAGGCAGAGGGCGAGGGAGAGGAAGCAGCAGGGGAAGGGGGCGAGGUGGCUCAGCACGUGGGGAUCCGAAGAUGAGCUUCCGAGACUUUUGAGAAACGGCAUGAUGUUUCUUCCAAGCAUUUUGGCGGAUCCUGGAGAAAGAUUAACUUUAUGUACAGUUGACGCGGUAGGAGUGAAAGCAUUUAUCAAGCUCUUCUGUCGGGAAAUGAUGCUAACAGAGCCCCGUCUCGUAGCAGCUCGAAUUCAUUGAAUUUGGUCGAGUGCAAUUAGCGAAUAAUGACUAGAAAUAGUAGCAAAAUUAGUUCUGUCAACAGCAUCACUCUUAUCGAAACCCUACUGUAGUGAUCAUGUUGUUGGAACUCAGGAUUUGUGUUUGUGACCUAGCUGUUGCUGUAUCAUUGUGUAUCAUUCAUGUACUCUGAAAACUCUUACACUGUAUGCAGCUUUACCAAGCAUUGGUUUUGUUAAUGAUUUCUUUUUUAUGCUUCGAAAAAGGCUUGAAGGAACAGUUAUUAUGGCGGAGGAUGUAUAAGAGGAUUGAAGAGUGAGCUAUUUCUGUCGAUAUUGUUUUUUUUUU
This is a messenger RNA of Ananas comosus (pineapple), 3159 nucleotides long. Its product is annotated as DNA topoisomerase 3-beta. Gene Ontology annotation, molecular function: DNA binding; DNA topoisomerase type I (single strand cut, ATP-independent) activity. The record is from RefSeq and is a predicted model, not a curated record. Gene Ontology annotation, cellular component: nucleus. Gene Ontology annotation, biological process: DNA topological change. NCBI's taxonomy places the organism in Eukaryota, Viridiplantae, Streptophyta, Magnoliopsida, Poales, Bromeliaceae. The coding region runs from base 71 to 2674 and encodes 867 amino acids. The transcript has 16 exons.